Molecule: messenger RNA, 2444 nt
Organism: Trichosurus vulpecula (common brushtail)
Lineage: Eukaryota; Metazoa; Chordata; Mammalia; Diprotodontia; Phalangeridae
Product: epoxide hydrolase 1-like
Exons: 11
Coding region: 416-1786 (456 amino acids)
Biological process (GO): arachidonate metabolic process; epoxide metabolic process
Molecular function (GO): epoxide hydrolase activity
Source: RefSeq, a predicted model, not a curated record
GCUGGGCGUGGCCAGGCCUUGGGUUGGUGGAUAGACCUCCCCCGAAUCCUGAAACGUUCCUGUGGAGGAGCGCCCAGUCGGUGGCUGCUGUGGCCAGAUCUCGACGGAGGCGGGGACGCUGGAAGGGGUCAGCUUGCGCUUGCCCCAAGGCCGAGCCGCUGCGUCAGACGCUGCUGCAUCCUGCCUGAUAGCUUGCAGCCGUAGUUGCAUCGCUGCCGUCACCCUCCCGGGUUCCAGCGGCUUCUGCCAACCUGCGGCCUUGCGCAGUAACUGGACAAACCGUACAAAGACAUUCCCUAACUCUCCAGUGAUGAAGAUCCCGGUCCUGGGUUUUCUUUUUGACUUUGCUAGUAACUUUGCUUUUCUGGCUAAUCUUUGAGCUUCAGCAUUGCCUUCAUCUUUCAAACAAGCUGAUAUGUGGUUACAGAUUUUUGUCGUCCUGUUUGUGGUCCGUUUAAUCUACUGGAUCCGUAACAGGAAAAAUAAUGAAAAACUGGAAAUGAAAGACGCAUGGUGGGGCCCAGGAAGUAAGCCUAGGUCACAGGAGGAUGACAGUAUCCGUCCCUUCAAGGUGGAAACCUCAGAGGAGGAGAUCAAGGACUUACACCAGAGGAUUGAUAUGACUCGAUACACACCGCCCCUGGAAGAUUCCAGCUUCCAAUAUGGGUUCAACUCUAAUUACCUAAAGAAGGUGGUUUCCUAUUGGAGGAACCAGUUUGAUUGGAAGAAGCAGGUGGAGAUUCUCAACCAAUACCCUCAUUUCAAAACUAAGAUUGAAGGGAUUGACAUCCACUUUAUCCACGUGAAGCCCACAAGACCACCAGCAGGCCACAAAGUAAAACCAUUGUUAAUGAUUCAUGGUUGGCCUGGCUCCUUCUAUGAAUUUUACAAGAUCAUACCCCUCCUGACUGAUCCUGAGAGCCAUGGAGUGAAUUAUAACCAGGUCUUUGAAGUCAUCUGCCCUUCCAUUCCUGGCUAUGGCUUCUCUGAAGCACCUUACAAGCAAGGCUUCAACACUGUGGCUGCUGCUCAGAUCUACUGUAAGCUGAUGAGCCGCCUGGGCUUCCAAGAAUUCUUCGUCCAGGGUGGUGACUGGGGUUCUCUGAUCUGUACCAACAUAGCCCAGAUGGCGCCCUCACGGGUGAAAGGCAUCCAUGUGAAUAUGUGCUUCAUGGAUUCUCAAACCUUCUUCAUCUUGGGGUCUCUUCUGUUGGGACGGUGGUUCCCAUCACUUUUUGGCUUCCAGGAGAGGGAUUUGGAGCUGUUGUACCCUGCCAAAAAUAUCCUCCGUACAAUAUUUAGAGAAUCUGGCUACAUGCACAUCCAGGCCACCAAGCCUGAUACUGUAGGCUGUGCACUGAAUAACUGCCCUGUGGGAUUGGCUGCCUAUAUCCUGGAGAAGUUCUCUACAUGGACCAAUCCAGAAUAUCGAUACCUGGAGGAUGGAGGCCUGGAGAAGAAGUUUACUUUGGAUGAUCUGCUGACCAAUAUCAUGAUCUACUGGGUGACCGGCAACAUCAUCCCCUCACAGCGAUUCUACAAGGAGAAUAUGGGCCGAGGCAUAGGUGUAGAGAAGCAUUCAAAGAUGCAGGUAUUUGUGCCCGCUGGUCUGUCCGCCUUUCCCCAUGAGCUGCUGCACUGCCCAGAAAGUUGGGCUCGGAAAAAAUUCCCCUCUCUCUGCUCCUACACACAUAUGUCCCGAGGGGGCCACUUUGCUGCCUUUGAGGAGCCUCUGCUGCUUGCAGAAGAUAUCCAAAAGUUCAUGGGGGCAUUAAAGGGGAAGUGAGUUUCAGAAGGAGGUACUUCCCUUCCCUCCCCUCCCCAAGUAGUUCCAGUCUACCCACCUCUCCAUCCCGCCAUCUCCCAGAUGCCCCAGGCUCCCUUUCCACACCCCCUGCUCAAAACCAUAGCUCUGAUGGAAAUCUACAACCAGCCUCUUGGAGACAAUGAGGGAAGGGGACUAUGCCAGCUCUUCUUGCCUUGAAUCCCAAGGUCCGUCCACUAGGCUGGGGAGAUCAAACCUCAUCCUUGUGGCAUGUGCCAGAUCCUGUUAAACUUCUGUGUUCCUGCUAUGCAGAAUAGGUUUCUAAGGUAGUGGGGUCUUUAUUUGGAGGGGUGGUACUGGUUCCCUUACCCUUGCUAUUGGAGCUUUUAUUGGUUGCUUGUUUACUGCCAAAUCAGUGAUAUGGCUUCCCUUCCCUCUGUAGGCUGCAGAUAGUGCAGCUCUACAUUGGUAGAGGGAGUUCGCUCAUCCUGGACCUGCCACCAUGAAUAAAUCAUGGUCUGUACCUUCUCUGUGUGUGCUAGCUGGAGCCCAGUACACAAAUUCCAUGUUCCCUACAAGUUGCAUCGCUUUUCUUGGGUCUUGAGGUGGUAGAUUUCAGCUGGAUGGGCCUGUGGAAAGGAAAAUUGCUUUUGAUAAUAAAUUGUUUUGCUUCAUAAGA